GUUACUCAUCGGCUGUACAGAAGUUCUCCCAGACUUUGCAGUCCUUUCAGUUUGACUUUAUUGGAGACACACUAACAGAUGAUGAGAUUAAUAUUGCUGAGUCCUUUAAGGAGUUUGCAGAGCUGCUCCAUGAGGUAGAGCUGGAGAGGUCCAUGAUGGUACAGAAUGCUAGUGAUUUGCUGAUCAAACCUUUGGAAAACUUUCGGAAGGAGCAAAUAGGGUUCACCAAGGAAAGAAAGAAGAAGUUUGAGAAGGAUGGUGAGAAGUUUUAUUCUAUGCUGGAUCGCCAUUUGCAUUUGUCUUCCAAAAAGAAGGAAUCACAAUUACAGGAGGCUGACCUUCAGGUUGACAAAGAGAGACACAAUUUCUUUGAGUCCUCCCUCGAGUAUGUGUACCAAAUCCAGGAAGUACAAGAAAGCAAGAAAUUCAGUAUUGUUGAACCGGUGCUGGCUUUUCUCCACAGCCUCUUUACUUACAACAACCUGACAGUUGAGCUCACACAGGAUUUCCUCCCUUAUAAACAGCAGCUUCAGCUCAGCCUGCAGAAUACAAGAAAUCAUUUUUCCAGCACGCGGGAGGAGCUGGAAGACCUGAAGAAGAGGAUGAAGGAAGCCCCCUUAACCUGCAAGCUACCUGGGCAGCCGACCAUUGAGGGCUAUCUCUACACUCAGGAGAAAUGGGCGUUGGGCAUCUCCUGGGUGAAAUAUUACUGCCAGUACGAAAAAGAGGCAAAAACCUUACGGAUGACGCCCAUGGACCAGAAGCCCGGAGCUAAGCAAGGCACCUUAGACCUGACCCUGAAAUCCUGCGUAAGGAGAAAGACUGACUCUAUAGACAAAAGGUUUUGUUUUGACAUUGAAACUAACGAGAGGUCUGGGACCAUCACGCUGCAAGCGCUCUCGGAAGCCAACCGAAGGCUGUGGAUGGAGGCCAUGGACGGGAAGGAGCCGAUCUACCACAGUCCCAUCACAAAACAGGAAGAAAUGGAGCUGAACGAGGUCGGCUUCAAGUUUGUGCGGAAGUGCAUCAACGCAGUGGAAACGAAAGGCAUUACUACGGAGGGCGUCUACCGGACUGUUGGCAGCAAUAUCCAGGUGCAGAAGUUGCUGAAUGCCUUUUUUGAUCCAAAAUGUCCAGGGGACGUGGAUCUCCAAAGCGGCGACUGGGACAUCAAGACGAUUACCAGCUCACUGAAGUUUUAUCUCAGGAACCUGUCUGAACCCGUCAUGACAUACAAGCUCCACAAAGAGUUGGUCCUGGCUGCCAAAUCUGAGAACCUGGAUUACAGGCUGGGAGCCAUUCAUGCGCUGGUCUAUAAACUACCCGACAAGAACAGAGAGAUGUUAGAGCUCCUCAUACAACACCUUGUCAACGUAUGUGAGCACAGCCGAGAGAAUCUGAUGUCACCGUCUAACAUGGGGGUGAUAUUUGGACCUACCCUCAUGCGAGCGCAGGAGGACACUGUGGCAGCGAUGAUGAACAUCAAGUUCCAAAACAUUGUGGUUGAGAUCCUCAUCGAGCACUUUGGGAAGAUCUACUCCGGCCCCCCAGAAGACACCACCGCACCCCCGGUGCCUCCUCCCAGGGUGGCUGCCCGGCGACACAAACCCAUCACCAUAUCCAAACGUCCUCUGAGGGAAAGACCUGUCUUCUUCGGUGCUUCUGUGGAAGAAAGCGGAG
Molecule: messenger RNA, 1680 nt
Organism: Eurypyga helias (sunbittern)
Lineage: Eukaryota; Metazoa; Chordata; Aves; Eurypygiformes; Eurypygidae
Gene: OPHN1
Product: oligophrenin 1
Exons: 18
Biological process (GO): signal transduction
Cellular component (GO): cytoplasm
Molecular function (GO): GTPase activator activity; protein binding
Source: RefSeq, a predicted model, not a curated record